This is a messenger RNA of Capra hircus (goat), 5676 nucleotides long. It is a transcript of the gene C11H2orf42, whose product is annotated as chromosome 11 C2orf42 homolog. The transcript has 11 exons. Lineage: Eukaryota; Metazoa; Chordata; Mammalia; Artiodactyla; Bovidae. The record is from RefSeq and is a predicted model, not a curated record. Gene Ontology annotation, cellular component: nucleus. Bases 3012 to 4736 code for a protein of 574 amino acids.
UUAUUCUUGUUUUGUUUCUGUGCUUGCUCAACUUCCUUUUGUAUGUGUGUUAAGAGUUCUAUUACUUUGGAAAAGGCAGUUGAUAAGGACUAGUUUGCAUAGAGAAUUAGAAUUGAGUUUACUAAGAGAAAACAGGGUGCUCUUGAGGUUACAGUUGAAUUGGAAAAAUAAACUGUGUUUGUAGGAAAUAAAGAGCAAACCCUUUCAAUGAAAGAGUGAUUUCUAAACACAAAAUCUUUUUUGUGUACAGGAUUAUUGCAUUUUUUCCAGUGACUACAUUUUGACUGUUUAGAACUUGAAGAACAUACCUCUAAAACAACAAAUUUUAAUUUAAGAACCUUGAGUAAAAUGUAUAUGAAUGAGUCUCAGUUGAGUAGUACUUUACCCUAUGGUCUCUGAAGUUGGAGGCUGAAGUUAUUCUAAUAGUAAUUCACCUAAAAAAGGACAAAGUAGAUUUUUGACUCAGGGUUAAUUUGCUUAAAUGAGUUACUGCACAGUAUGUAGGAGUUAAGCAGAUUUACAUACUAGAUAAAUGAGAUGCCUAGCUUAUCUGUUUUCAGCUCUAGAAGACCAAUAACCAUACUUAAAAACAUGCAAGAUUUAGAGGCUCCUACUGUGGAAAUACUAAGCUGCUCUUGAGUGAAAAGACAGAUGCUGAUAUUUGAAGGUCCUCACUGACUCAGUGGACAUGAGUUCGAGCAAGCUCCCGGGAGGUGGUGAAGGACAGGGAACCCUGGCAUGCUGUAGUCCAUGGGGUCGCAAAGAGUUGGACACAACUGAGCAACAAAACCAAAAAGUAACUGGCCACCAGUCCUCUUACAGUGGAGUGUGUUGACCAGUAAGCCCUGCCCAUGUACACAAACCUUCCAAACAGGUUUUUAGUGCUUCAGUUUUCAAUGAAGUGAGCCAAAGGUCACCAGAAAUUGAGAAAAACUUUGACUGCAAAAGGUAGAGCUAAAUAGCAACUCUCAAGAAUCCGAAAACUUAUACUGUAUUCAAGAAAUUAGAACAGAAUCCUAAUAAAAUGUCACAAUAAGAAAUGAGAAUAAAUAAAUUCAGUGGGAGUAUUAAAAGACAAGGAGAUAUUCUGGAACAGAAAUCAAAAGUAGAAAAAAUAAAUACGGAUCAAUUCAGGAGGUUUAUAAUAUAAAAUCAAUAAGUAUUCCAAGAAGAAAACAGAAAAUAGGGGAGUGGGUAGAAUUAAUUAAAUAAAGGAAAAUUUCCCUGAUGGUUUUUUGAGUUUUUAAGAUUGAAGAAAGGCUAAUGUUGAGUUUGCACAAUAAAUAGGAAAGAUUCAUACGAAGCCAUACCACUAUAAAAUUUUAGGAUGCCAGGCCUAGAAGGGGCCCAUCCUAAAAUUUACCAGAUAGAAAAAGGGUUGAGAAAAAUACCCAAUGACAACAAUGAACCUAGGAAUCAGUGGGGCACUGUCUUCAGAAGUGUAAAUGAAUUAUGGUCAUGGGUCACAGCAGAAUAAAGACUAGAUAUGUAAGUUCACAGAAGACUGAUUCUCAGGGAUAAACUGGAUAAAUUCCAUCAGAACAAGAAUAAGUCAGGAAAAAAAUACAAUGUAGUACCUAGAAACAGGAUCAAACAGGAGUGAGAUAAUAGGAAGUUUUAGGAUUACAGUUGUGAAGAGACCUGGCAGCCAAUCCAGACUGACGGUCAGCAGGCCAGACUUGAGGCUCUCUAGAGGUCGGGCUAUGUAUUGUGAGAAGCUUCACAGAACUAUGGAGAAUGUGAGAAGACUUAAAUACUGGAAAAUCAGGCAAAUGGGAAGAGACAAGCCAGGGAAAACAUUGUGUAAGAAAAGAAGCAUUCCCUAAGCCAGGUGCAUGCACCAAGCUAAUAUUUCUUGCUUUCCUGAAUUAUAUUCAUAAAUAUUUGUACUAUUCCACUGCUUUGAUUUUCUUUGGCAACUCCAAUUAUAUGUUGGAUUUCCUCUGCCUGUCAUCAGUUUCUAUCAUUUGUUCUUAAUUAUUUUUUAUCUUUUCGUUUGCUUUUUUUUUUUUUUUUUUGGCACCGUGACAUACGGUAUCUUAGUUCCCUGACCAAAGAUUGAAGCCGCGUCCCCUGCUUUGGAAGCGUGGAGUCUUAACCAUUGGACCACCAGGGAAGUCCCUGCAUUUCUCAUCUCUAAUCUCUGUUCCUUAAUGUGCUUCCUGUGGUAUCCCGACUCAGUUGUGUUCCUUUUAAUGUAACCUUCAUUUCUGGGGGGAAAAAAAUUUUUUUCUGUUUCCUAAAUUCUACCAAUUUCUGUUUCACUUUAGGGACAGCUCUUCCCUGAAUUCUUGUAUUUCUUAGCUGCAUUUGCUUCAUUAGAUUUUUAAAAUUUACAUUGGAAUGUCAGUGUAUUAUUUUCAACUGCUUUAUGGGAACAUUUUCUUGUGAGUUUUCUCCGGGGAAACUCUGGAGAAAUGAAGACAGUUGUCUACACAAAGACUUGCAUGAUAAUGUGCUCGACAGUAUUGUUCAUGAUAACCCUGAAGUGGAAACGAUUCAAGUAUGUAUAAGGUGAUCAACGGAUAAACAAAAUGAUAUAGCCAUACAGUGGAAUGCCAUUCAGCAGUGUAAAGGAAUGAAGUACUGAUACAUGCUACAAUAUGGUAGAACCUUGAAAACAUGUUGAGUGAAAGAAGCCAGAUAUAAAAGGCCGCAUAUUGUAUGAUUCCAUCUGUAUGAAGUGUCCAGGAAAGGUAAAUCUAUAGAGACGGAAAGCAGGCUGCCAUGGUCUCCACUUAGGGCAGUGGGAAUCUUUGACUGUGGAACGUUGGGCAUGAGCUUCGCCAUUGGCUGGCCGAGGAGGAGGAGGCAGAAUGUCUCCAUUGUUACACCACAGAGUUCAAACUUCAGAAGACUUGAGUUAAACAGUGUUUUUUACUCUGCAAAUUGUUGCAUCUUCACUUGUCUUCUAUGAUCAUCACAAACUAAUGAAACACCUUUUACGUCUUCUGAAUUCAGGUUAUACUGUUUUCUGAAUACUCUGGCAGUUGAUACAGAACCUGUGAAAAAUGGAACCAAGCUCUCUAAGGACCAAAGUUCCAGCUUUCCUGUCUGAUCUGGGGAAGGCCACACUGAGGGGGAUCAGAAAGUGUCCCCGAUGUGGCACAUACAAUGGGACCCGGGGACUGAGCUGUAAGAACAAGACCUGUGGAACCAUUUUCCGGUACGGCGCCCGGAAGCAGCCUAGUGUUGAAGCUGUCAAAAUCAUCACAGGCUCUGAUCUGCAAGUCUACUCAGUGCGGCAAAGAGACCGGGGCCCCGAUUACCGAUGCUUUGUGGAGCUGGGUGUUUCAGAGACGACCAUCCAGACAGUGGACGGGACCAUCAUCACUCAGCUGAGCUCUGGCCGGUGUUAUGUGCCCUCAUGCCUGAAAGCUGCCACCCAGGGCGUUGUGGAGAACCAGUGCCAGCACAUCAAGCUGGCAGUGAACUGCCAGGCAGAGGCCACCCCUCUGACUCUAAAGAGCUCGGUCCUGAAUGCCAUGCAGGCCUCCCCAGAAACCAAGCAAACCAUCUGGCAGUUGGCCACGGAACCCACAGGUCCCCUUGUACAGAGGAUUACUAAAAACAUUUUGGUGGUGAAAUGCAAAGCAAGCCAGAAGCAUAGUUUGGGGUAUUUACAUACAUCCUUUGUGCAGAAAAUCGGUGCCAAAAGCUUGCCUGAACGCCGUUUCUUCUGCUCCUGCCAGACUCUAAAGUCACACAAGUCAAAUGCGUCCAAAGAUGAGGCGGUCCAGAGAUGCAUUCAUUUCUUUGCUUGCAUCUGUGCCUUUGCCAGUGACGAGACAUUGGCUCAGGAAUUCUCAGACUUCCUAAACUUUGAUUCCAGCGGUCUAAAGGAGGUUAUUGUGCCCCAGUUAGGUUGCCAUUCAGAAUCACCAGUAUCAGCUUGUGAGUCUACCACCUCUAAGCCAAAGAAGAGGAAAAAGGAGGAAGUAUCUGGUGCACAGACGAACAGUUCCCUGCUACCUCCAGAUGCAGUGAGCAGUAAUCUAAGGAAAAGUGGCCUGAAAAAGCCUGUGGUUGCUUCUUCAUUAAAAAGGCAGGCCUGUGGUCAGCUGUUAGAUGAGGCACAAGUGACCUUAUCCUUCCAAGACUGGCUGGCCAGUGUCACAGAACGCAUCCAUCAAACCAUGCACUAUCAGUUUGAUGGCAAACCAGAGCCACUGGUUUUCCACAUUCCUCAGUCCUUUUUUGAUGCCCUGCAACAGAGAAUAUCCAUCGGCAGCGCGAAGAAACGGCUUCCCAACUCUACCACAGCUUUUGUUCGCAAAGAUGCCUUGCCACUGGGAACCUUUUCCAAGUAUACCUGGCAUAUCACGAAUAUCCUGCAGGUUAAACAAAUCUUAGAUACCCCGGAGAUGCCUUUGGAAAUCACCCGGAGUUUUAUCCAGAACCGAGAUGGGACCUAUGAGCUGUUUAAAUGUCCUAAAGUAGAAGUAGAGAGCAUAGCAGAAACCUACGGUCGUAUAGAAAAGCAACCAGUGCUGCGACCCUUGGAACUAAAAACUUUUCUCAAAGUUGGCAACACUUCCCCAGAUCAAAAGGAGCCAACACCUUUCAUCAUCGAGUGGAUCCCAGAUAUUCUUCCCCAAUCCAAGAUUGGUGAGCUUCGAAUCAAGUUUGAGUAUGGGCACCACCGCAAUGGGCACGUGGCAGAGUACCAAGACCAGCGGCCCCCCUUGGAUCAGCCCUUGGAACUGGCCCCUCUGACCACCAUCACUUUCCCUUGAAGCAAAACAAGAGUCUUUUGCUGCUAAAUUUGCACAUCCCCACCCUUUGACAACUUUAAAUACUAGUUAGACACUUAGAUGGCUCUGUUCCUUAGUGAACUACUCUUAGCUAAGAUGCAAUUUCUCAGUGCAUUCAAGUGAAUUCUUUUGAAGAAAAACUCUUCUUGUAAAUAGCCCUUUUGGUGCUGCUGUGUAUAGUCUUCAUUUAACUUGGAUGAUAUUCCUGGGUAGUUUUUAAAGAAACAGAAAACCAGCUCACUUACCUUCCUGAAGGACUCACCUUUAGAGUUUGUUUCAACCUUUUUCUAAUGUUCUAAGAAGUCAGCAGCACUCCACCUUAUACUAACAUGUUGGAAAAUUAAUAAUACCUUAGUUAGGGCAAAAUGUUGAAGAUCAUCCUGACAGAGUUCCAAUCAUAUCCUUUUAUUUUCUUCUCAAAUAAAGCACAGUGUCACUAGUUUUUAUAAAUUAUAUCUUGUGUUGGCCUAAUUAUAAAAGUAUAAACCUUUUGGGAGAUUUAGGUGAUAGUGAACUUGGAAAAAGAGAUUCAGGUGUCAAGGCAAUAUUGAUUGACAUUUCAAACUAACGCUUGUAAUUGCUCGUUCACUUGAUUUUUAUUUCCCUCUUUACUCUCCAAAAAGCUUAACAGGUGGUAAAAUUCAGUUUAUAUUUUUUAAUUCAUUGAUCACAGAAUGGAGAUACUGAAAGUCACAGAAUAGAAGCCUGCCUUUAAGGAGAAAAGAAGAGAAUGGAACAUUUCCUAUUUGCCUGUUACAUCCCAGGCAUUUUCAUUUAUAAUCUCACUUAAUCAUUUUUCUCAUUUAGUCCUCAUCAUUAUUUGAAUUUAGCCACCACUCCUUCUUUUAUAAAGUUAAACAGUCUCUCUGAGAUUAAGUAUCUUACUGGAAAUAGCAUUAAAAAUGUUUCAUUUUAUUCCAAA